Molecule: messenger RNA, 903 nt
Organism: Phragmites australis (common reed)
Lineage: Eukaryota; Viridiplantae; Streptophyta; Magnoliopsida; Poales; Poaceae
Product: dehydration-responsive element-binding protein 1A-like
Exons: 1
Coding region: 113-778 (221 amino acids)
Biological process (GO): regulation of DNA-templated transcription
Molecular function (GO): DNA binding; DNA-binding transcription factor activity
Source: RefSeq, a predicted model, not a curated record
CGCCCGCAAAACCACCAUCCGCAUCCCAAAACCAGUCAAGACAGAAUUCAAUCACAACCAAGGCGACCAAACAAUCUUGUAGCUAAAGGAAUCGAGAGCUGGUAACAAGAAGAUGUGUUCGAUCAAGAAGGAGAUGAGCGGCGAGUCAGGGUCGACUUGCAGCUCGGCCUCGACCUCGUCGGAGCACCAGACGGUGUGGACGUCACCGCCGAAGCGGCCCGCGGGGCGGACCAAGUUCCGGGAGACGCGGCACCCCGUGUUCCGCGGCGUCCGGCGCCGGGGCAAUGCCGGGCGGUGGGUGUGCGAGGUGCGCGUCCCCGGGAGGCGCGGCUGCAGGCUCUGGCUCGGCACCUUCGACACCGCCGAGGCGGCCGCGCGCGCGCACGACGCCGCCAUGCUCGCCAUGACCGGCGCCGGCGCGUGCCUCAACUUUGCCGACUCCGCCUGGCUGCUCACCGUGCCGGCCUCGUACGCCACCCUCACCGACGUCCGCCACGCGGUCGCUGAGGCCGUGGGGGACUUCGAGCGCCGCGAGGCGCUCGCGGACGACGCGCGCUUGGCCACGUCCUCGGCGCCCUCUUCUCCCGCCGCCGUCGACGACGAGGAGGAGUCCUCUCAGGUCACUGAGGACUUGCCGUUCGAUUUGGACGUGUUCAAUGACAUGAGUUGGGACUUGUACUACGCGAGCUUGGCCCAGGGGAUGCUCAUGGAGCCGCCGCCCAUGGCCACGGCGUUCGGCGACGCCAACGUCGUUGAUGUGCCACUCUGGAGCUACUAGAAUCUCAGGCCGUAGUACUUCGAAUCUUGCCAAUUUAUUUCUCUUGGCUUCCGAAUUUCAGAUGCCACAUUUGGGUACUGUAACGGUUACUUCUUUUGGUAAUGAGACACAGCACGUUGGGAAAA